Cladocopium goreaui is the source of this 561-nucleotide messenger RNA. NCBI's taxonomy places the organism in Eukaryota, Dinophyceae, Suessiales, Symbiodiniaceae. The record is from the annotation of a GenBank genome assembly.
AUGAUGGGAAUGAUGAUGGGCAUGCAGGCUGCAAUGCAGGGCAGUGAAGCCACUGAUGAUGCAACCCCAGCCAUCAAGUCCGAAGACAAGCAUAUUGAUCCUCGGGUCAAAGCAAUCUGCAACGAUUUCGGCAUCAGUGGCGACACUGUGAUGAAGUUGAAUGAUGCCAUGAGGGAACGUGAAGACUACGACGAGGAUCUUCAGGCCCUUCACAAACUCAUGGAGCGUGCCACGAAGGACGGCAAGAAGCCGCUCGAAGUGAUGCUUGCGCAGAUUCGGGCAAUCCGUGCAAAUCGAUUUCCCGGAAAGGAGUUGCUCGAUCCAGACAUUUGGGAGUUCAUUGUCAAGUACAAUCUUGAUGACCGUGUAAUGAACCGGUUAAUUGAGACGCUCAACAAUCGAAAAGGAAAGGCCAAGGACACUUUGCAGGCCCUGAAUGACCGCUUGGGGAAUGCCCAGCAGCCAACCGGCCUUGGGCUCUUGGUUAGGCUGCUCGAAGGCCUAGAUGAGUUUGCCACUCAGAAAAACUCUAAUAAUGAUGCAGUAGAUGAAUGUAGAUGA